Calidris pugnax (ruff) is the source of this 408-nucleotide messenger RNA. It is a transcript of the gene TICAM2, whose product is annotated as toll-like receptor adaptor molecule 2. Lineage: Eukaryota; Metazoa; Chordata; Aves; Charadriiformes; Scolopacidae. Gene Ontology annotation, biological process: lipopolysaccharide-mediated signaling pathway; positive regulation of cytokine production involved in inflammatory response; positive regulation of canonical NF-kappaB signal transduction. Gene Ontology annotation, molecular function: protein kinase binding. The record is from RefSeq and is a predicted model, not a curated record.
AUGAAGAUGAUCAAAGGAUUGGAGAACCUGCCCUAUAAGGAAAGACUGAAGGACCUGGGUCUCUUCUUCCUGGAGAAGAGGAUGCUCAGAGGAGACCUCAUCACAUUUGUGACUCUGUGUGCUGACAGUAAUGCAGAUGAAGCCACAAACCUGCUGCAAGAUAAAUUUUGUGUUAAAUCUGGAAUAAUUUUUGCAGAGAUGCCUUGUAGUGAACAUUCUUUCACCUCCCUUCUCAAUGCUUUUAAAAACAUAAAAUACAACUCUGUGGUACCUGUGAGGCCACUGAAUAACCCACUUGCCCAGGAGAAGACCUUUUUUUUUGUUCUUAAUACACUGUAAGAGAACAGUCCUGGCUUUGCGAAACAAGUGGAGAAAAUUUUCCAUGAGUCUACAUACAGGCAACAGUGA